CUAAAACAUCUUUUCACGGUGGUGGGUUCUACUUGUGGAGAAUUAUUAUCUGUCGAAGUAAGUUAGCCGUAUUUGCUCCAAGAUGCUGGAUUUCUUCACCAUCUUCAGCAAGGGGGGCAUAGUGUUGUGGUGUUUUCAGGGUGCCGGGGUCACCGAAUCCUUCACUGGGCCUGUCAACGCUUUAAUCCGCUCCGUCAUCUUGCAGGAACGGAGUGGAAGCAACUCCUUUACCCACGAGGCUCUAAGUCUUAAAUACAAGCUGGAUAAUGAGUUUGAGUUGGUUUUUGUGGUGGGUUUUCAAAGGAUCCUUACGCUGACGUAUGUCGACAAGUUUAUAGAUGACGUCCAGCUCCAUUUCAGGGAUCGUUACAAGAAUGAACUAGAACAGAGGGGGACAUUGAAACUUCUCAACAACAACUUUGAAUUUGAAGAUGACUUCAUGAUGCUUCUUAGGGAGGCAGAGGAGAGCAGCAAAGCUCGAGGCCCUGUCUCUAUGCGGACUUUUAAUGAGUCUCAGAAAUCCCAAAAAACUGUGAAGUCAAUGAUUGAGACAAGGGGUGCGGACAAAGGCAAGGAACAAGGAGGCAAGAAGAAUAAAAACUGCAAAAAAGAGGCUCCUGCAGCUGAGCCUGUCAAAGGGGAUCAAGGAAAGGCCUCUUCCAGCAGUCAAAAGACAAUUGAGAAUGGCAACCAGGGCUUGACUCCAGAUGAGAUAAUACAAAAAAGGAGAGAAGAAUUCUUCCGCAAGCGCAUGGGGGGACCUGUUGAGAAACCCAGUAAAUCCCCCAAGCCACAAAAGCCCAAGGAAAAGCAGAUGCGUGUUUGGGGUACAGCUGGCAACAGCACCAAGAACCUGGACUACAGCCAAGAAAAGGAAAAUGGUACCAGUGGAACUGGAGACCAGAACCACACAACACAAAUGGAUGUGGGAAUGAACCUUACCUCCAUGAAAGGGGAGCUGCUAUCUGUGGAUUGUGAGUCCAGUGAGGAAGAUGAGAUGGAAGAGGAAGAGGAGAGAAUAUCUGUCACUGAAACAAGCAAGAUAGCAGCAUUAAGUAUUACCAGUCUCUUUAAGCUUCUUCUGGUUUUCUUCAGUCCCAAAAAGCGUGGUGGGUUUGGGGGCAUGUUUGGGAUGCUGAAAGGCCUAGUGGGCUCUAAGAGCCUGUCUCAAGAGGACAUGGAGCCAGUACUGGACAAGAUGAGGGAUCACCUCAUCGCUAAGAAUGUAGCAGCUGACAUUUCCUCCCAGCUCUGUGACUCUGUUGCCAAGAAGCUGGAGGGCAAAGUCAUGGGCACCUUCACCACUGUGGCCUCAACAGUAAAGCAGGCCCUGCAAGAUUCGCUGGUGCAGAUCCUGCAGCCUAAACGAAGGGUAGAUAUCCUAAGAGAUGUCCUGGAAGCACAGAGCCAGCGACGGCCUUUUGUCAUCACAUUUUGUGGUGUCAAUGGGGUUGGCAAGUCCACUAACCUGGCAAAGAUCUCUUUCUGGCUGAUUGAGAAUGGGUUCACUGUUCUGAUCGCAGCCUGCGACACAUUCCGUGCCGGAGCAGUGGAGCAGCUCAGGACCCACCAGCGGCGCCUGAACUCUCUGCACCCUCCUGAGGAGCAUGGGGGCCAGCCAGUGGUACAACUCUAUGAGAAAGGCUACGGCAAGGAUGCAGCUGGAAUUGCUAUGGAAGCCAUCGCCUAUGCCCGUAACCAGGCCUUUGACGUAGUGCUGGUGGACACUGCAGGGCGUAUGCAGGACAAUGCCCCACUGAUGACUGCUCUGGCCAAACUGAUUGCCGUCAACAUGCCGGACCUCGUGCUGUUUGUCGGAGAGGCCCUGGUGGGCAAUGAAGCUGUUGACCAGCUGGUAAAGUUCAAUCAGGCUCUGGCAGACCACUCCAUGUCUGACAAACCUCGCCUCAUUGACGGAAUUGUUCUCACCAAGUUUGACACCAUCGAUGACAAGGUAGGCGCUGCCAUCUCCAUGGCCUACAUAACAGGUCAGCCUAUUGUGUUUGUGGGCACAGGGCAGACCUACAAUGACCUGCGCAGCCUCAACGCCCGCGCCGUGGUCAGCGCCCUGAUGAAGGCUUGAGUGUUUGCAUGUUCUGUUUGAUCAUCUGUGUGGCAAAACCAACCAACCUUUGUUACACUGUCACGAGAUGCUCUGGGCCUGCUAAUCUGCAUUUCUCAUCCAGUUAUCCCCGAGUCCCCCUUCACCUUGGCACCCAACAAACUCGAGUCAUGCACAGGCUUGUAUUCUCGCAGCUCCAGGCAAGAAUAAAGAAUGAGCAUGGACUUUGAAAGACAAGAGAGAAUGUUGCACUACAAAGACAGAGGACCCUCCAUUUGCAUUAUUUCUUAAUUUUUGGGCCAAAUUUGAAAGUACCUGUUUUGCUGAAGCUUUGCAGAAACGCCACACAAAUGACAUUUUAACUGACUUAUCCUCUAGCCAAACAAAUAAAUCUAGACUAAAACUGCUGUUCACCUACUGGUUUACCCAAUCAGAGUUUAGUAUCUUGUUACCUUUACCCCUUAAUGUAAAUGAGGUGAGGUCAUAAAAGCUUGUUGGAUGUGACAUUUCAGCAGUUGCCUGUUCCUGAGGACAGCUUAGUGACCACAGUGCCUGCCUGCCUUCCAUCUCCUUAGCCCCUGUUUUCACUGCAUGAGGGGUCAUCCAUUGACCGUACCAGUUGGAAUCCACUACUUCCACUUUAAGAGGAUCAGUCUUAACAAGAAAUUGCUUGAAACAGAUUGGAUUUGAUAUAUUAUCAAAACAGAAGGCACUGGUCAAUGUGCAUUGCACUACAAUUGUAAAGGACAAUAAACAUUGUGACUCUGCACCUUUAAGAGUUGCUGUGGUGUUGAGAAAAAUGGUUGUACUUAUUGUGAGGCUGAUCCUCUCAUCCCUUUGUCAACUUUGGUGCUCUGGGUUGAUUUUUUUCCCCUGUGAAAGCCCCCCCCCCCCAUCUCUUUACUAAACACAAACAUUCUUUGGAAAAUGUGAAGAGUUGGUUAUAUUCUAAUUAAUCGUCGAGGAUAAAUACUUUUGUAAAAUUGUAGUUCUCACACAUUGUUCAGUUGAUAAUGGACUACAUUUUCUGUCUGGUCAAUUGGAGUCCUAUGGACCUAUUACCUAUGUUACUCUGCAUAAAGGAUGAAUAGGUCUAAAAUUUUGUUUUUAGUAGUGCAAUAAGAGAGAAUUGAGAGAUAUAAAGAUUUGUCCUAAUUUAUGAGAAUGUAAACAUUUCCAAAUAAAGCUGCUACAUGCUGUAAAGGCCUGCGCGGUGACACUUUUGU
This is a messenger RNA of Lampris incognitus (smalleye Pacific opah), 3288 nucleotides long. It is a transcript of the gene srpra, whose product is annotated as SRP receptor subunit alpha. Gene Ontology annotation, biological process: SRP-dependent cotranslational protein targeting to membrane. Lineage: Eukaryota; Metazoa; Chordata; Actinopteri; Lampriformes; Lampridae. The record is from RefSeq and is a predicted model, not a curated record. The transcript is spliced from 15 exons. Bases 83 to 2083 code for a protein of 666 amino acids. Gene Ontology annotation, molecular function: signal recognition particle binding; ATP hydrolysis activity; GTP binding. Gene Ontology annotation, cellular component: signal recognition particle receptor complex; endoplasmic reticulum membrane.